AUGGCAAACAGUCAGUCCCUCCUUCAACUCACAUAUAAUCACAUCGCUUUCCCCCCGCAGCUCCCAGGAACGCAGGAUCCACGCGGUGAGAAUGUGAAUAGUGACUUGACACGUCGGCUUCUUGAUGCGGUCAAAGUGGUCAGUGAAAGCAGCAAGACAGAAAGCUUGCCGACCUGGAAAGUCAUCCAGAAAUCAUUAGAGACCUGUAUCUCACUCAACGAAAAUGGCUUUAUCAACAAGGCACGUCUGGUGAAGGCGUUCAGAGAUCUACAGCCUGACCAUGCCUUGAUCUUGCACAUCGUGGAGCAAAAUGCUUGUGUAUUGAUACGGCAGUCUGAAACCAACGAGCAUUCUGUCAUCUUUGAGUCCUUUGAAACGUCCCCUUCAGCAGAACAGACACUUGCGGCUCGUGGGGCACUGCAGUGGGACUUUCCGGGCGCAGCAGCCUCUCUGCCACUGAGUGAGUUUCGAGAGUCAAAUUUCCAAGAAAGUAUGGCUUCUUUUCUCGAGAAAGCCAGCGUUGAGCUACUCGAAGAGUUCACGCCGAAGACAAGAAAGGCUGGGGUGGAGGUCUCUGAGACGAGGGACACCGUCGACCCUGCGAUCAUCACCCAGUUCUUCUUCACACUCCUGGAGACCAAGGGAUGUCGUGUGAGCCCCGUGCUACUACGCAAGCGAAUUAAAGAUGAUGUGGUCUGGGAUAACUCCGAGCUACCCUGGCGCCGGAGUGCAUACUGGCUUCUUCUUCGAGUCUGCAUCCAGCGGUUACUCUACCUCCGUCUCGGUGAAUCCAUGGGGCGUCUGCUGUACAAAUUUCUUAUGUGCACAGUGAUUGCACGGCUGCUAGAUGACGUAUCAGGCAGGCUAACCCCCGAGCAAGGCGACUUUCUUCAGAAAAAGCUGUGUCGCCGCCUGGCAAAAAUGGCUACUGAACAAGAGAACGAUGACUAUCAGCACUUGAUCGGAGUACUGGGGCCGAUGUACCAGAGGUCUAUGAUAGAAACAACCAAGGCUUCAGAAUCAAAAUGGAACGCUUUCAAACCCCGGUCUACGCGAAAGAUACCACGGCUGCCACGAUGGGCUGGGAGCGGUGACCUUCGAUUAACUCUACCGAACAGUGGCCCCUAUCUCCAAGGGGUCAUCAACGAAGCUCAGUCACGGAGGUUCGAGCCACGCACGUUUGACAGGGAUGUACUCGAUCAAACUAAAGGCACGCAGCAGUUCCGUGACUUGACUUCAGCUUAUUCGCUCCUCGCUCAGGCAGAACUCACAAUAGAAACCAAAGCCCAUAGUUGCCCUGUUGAUCGCACAAGCGCCGAACGACUCUGCCGGGCAUAUGCGAAUGAAAUUACACAAUACUUGACCCUAGUUGGGGAUGCCUAUCUCUCAGACCCAGAACAGAUGAGCAUUUUCAUUCUCACCUUGUUCGAGUUAUGGGUGGACAUGGACAAAUCAGCUACAAUUGCCUAUCCUGUUUUGAAACGUUUCCAUCCAGAAUUCAAUCCAGACUUGCUCGAUGUCAUUCUGCUUUCGCGGUUCACGGACCUGGAAAGGCUCCAGCGCAUCCAGUGUCAUCUCCACGCUAGCUGUAGCCAGGCAACAGCGAGUGAUUCGACCAUCUUUUCAGACCCAGCUCCAGGUUGUUUUGCGGACAAAUUCUUUGACCAGGAAAAUUCAUCUGUUUUAGAUAUGCUGCUGUUACAGAUUGAAGCUGCGUGUUUAGUCUCCAGGAAGAAGAAAGUGAGUGAGUUAGAGCAGGUCAAUGCUCAGUUCCACGAGCUUACCGAGAAACGCGCCACGAGCACCUGUACAGAAAGGCAGAACGACGAUGGCAGUCAUGAUAUCAGAGGCUGCAGUUAUUGUUACUACCUGAGAAGACGGAAACGCCUGAAAAUCCAAGUCCACGAGGACUUUCUCCCACCUGCAAGUCAAGUGGCUGAAAGGAGAGCUGUUGCAUUUGAAAUGGAAAUGCCGAAGGCAAUUUCUGCAUACCGCAACACCACAUGGGAGAUCUUAAACACUCUCUGUCCGCAAGCAGAGAAACCACCCACGGCAAGCCCUGAAUGUCUCCUAGAAGAUUAUUCGCCACUCGCGAGGUACAAUAAGUACAAAGAUGUCAAGGGGCUCUCUCUGGCCUCGCAUACCAAGUCAUAUCAGGGGACACAUUACAAUUGGAAAAGACUCCCAGCCGACCCUGGAAUGGUGCUAAUGCCCUUGGGGUUGAGGUUCUCGUAUUUUGACUCAAAACGCCGUGUGUGGGUUCGAGACUUCCCUGCACCGCUAACAUUGGCCCAUCAUUUCAAAAUUGCAGUGCCAUCAAAUAGCCCAUUUGCGAAUCUCUACUCCUCCAGCAAGUUCACAGCAGAUGGACCAGGCCCGUCUUCUUACGAGGCAGUUGCAAGUAUCAGCGAGUGUCCUUCGGAACUCACUGCUCAUGAAUUUAUCGCCCAUCAGAAUCUCAGAGCGGGCAAGUAUAGGCGCUGGCUGGUGAUUCUCGCUGAACUAGGGUCUUCAAAUGUCAAUUUUAGUACCCAAGGCACAGCUGAUCUUCUGCAUCAACUCAUACUACAGGCGGGUCCUAGAUCGGAAAAUGACGGCGAAACCUUGCGAGUUGUCCAUGCCUUCUUCAACGAUCUUGCGUUUUGUCGGAGGCUCAUUGAGAAGCUUCACCAGCACGUUGAAAGCAUCUCCGCAAACUGGCGUGAAACUACAUACAUGGAGACAAUGCUGACAAUGGCAAUUCAACUUUAUGCUCUUGGCCCCCUAGCAUUGGCUGUCGAUAUACAGGACCUUUUGCUGCGGAUUCGGCGUGUAACAGUGUCAUGGGUUAUUGUCUUACGCAAGGAGACACGAAAUGCUCGACAGAUAGACAUUGCGGAAAGAUUGGCCCGCUUUUGCUUUUUAUCUGCAUUGUUGUGCCGGAGAACGUUCUAUCCACAUGCCUACAAUGGCAUUGGUAUGAAAGCGGAGAGUUUCAAGUGCUUUGUUGAAGCUACACUCGCUAUGCAGGAAAGUCUGGUGGUUGACCUCGGAAAGUUCUCAACAGGAACAAGAAAUAUGCUGGUCCGUGACAUCAAGAUGGUCGCCCGAAUGAAAUCCACUCUUCUGUCGUCAGUAUCAGCCUAUCCCACGAGCCUAGAGGCUGCCUUGGAUGCGGCAUGGCCUGAAGCAGAUAAUCGCACCCGCAAGUAUAGCGACUGGGAGAUAUUCCAAGACGAAUACAAAGGGUGGGUCAUUUCGAUCGUGCAGGGUAAUGAGAGUACCGAGCCUCAGCAGUUUGGCUUUCAUCUGCUUGAAGGCCAUUUUCUGAUCAACGGACAGGUCCUUGGGAAGUUGCCAUCGGACAUCAGUGACUCGGAAACUCUCAAGGACCUGUUUGGCAACCAGCGCCUCUUUGCCAUGCCAUCAGACCUCCCUGGGAUGAGCUACAGACUAGGUUUGAGCAUCAAAGAUCAUCAUAUCCACAUUGGGUAUCGAAGACAAACGUUGAUAGUGAGAGCAGUCUAUCGUGAGGAAAUACUAGAAUUGAUCCCCCGGCACAUUUUCAUCAAUGGGCAAGAUCGCGAUCUACCAGCAUCGGCGAUUUUUGAUUGCGUUCACUGGCUCAAUCCAAGAUUCAAGCGGCUUGAGAUCAGACGAAAGCCCCGGAUUUGGCACAAUAGACCCGGUAACUGGAUUAUUGACCUCACAACACGAAGAGCGUCUCGACGAUCUGUGUUUCUUGUCGAUCCACACAGUCCAAUAUUUCAGCGGAUAGUCGACAUCUUUAGCGGGUUCGAGGAGCCUCAAAAUCUAACAGUGUUCCAGCCCCAAGAAAAGAGCUUGUCUAUUGAGAUUAAGCGCAUGGACCUAAGCUUUUAUGUCAACAGCAGGCAGCUUUUGCACUUCAAGCAGCUGCAUGCUGAGAUAGAUACAAACCAGGACAUCGGCACCUGGUUUGGCUUAGAAAGCUCCCUGGUCCUGCGCAACCCUUCGCAGCGCAUGGUAAUCACUACCAUGGGCGCAAUCCGGUAUCGAAGACAGGGCAUGCAUGUUGCUGUUCGACUUGAUAACGAUGGUAGAUAUGCCAGAUACAUCAUUGAUAAAGAGCUCGGACGACUGCAUUGUCCCCCAAUGCCACAGCUCCUGGACAUCAAAGCGAGACUGCACGCGUUUACAUCCUCCUUUUUACCAGACCCGCUUACGGGCCGAACGGGUACCGAAGAAGCACUCUCGUGUCUUCAAUCUGGGUGUCUUCAACCUUGGUCUCCUAUACCUUUUAUGUACGAGCGGCUGAAGACUAUCUCGAAUCUCACGCCUCAGCGCGAAUUCUAUCCGAAAGACAAAAAGUCUCAGCAGACCGUCCACUGGGACUCACAUUUGACAGUAGCUAUUCAACACGAUGCCUACCAGCCUUUGGUCGAAGCGAUUGUGAGAAAGUCGGAGAGGUUGUCAUUGUUCAGUAAGCAAAAUGGACCUGUUGCCGAACAAAAUGAUUUGACUGUAACCCACCUGCGUGAGCGAGCCCAGUGGCGACGUUCUAUUUAUGAGCGUUCAGACACCAUGCUCCCACAGUCGGUCUCCACAAUGGAUACCCCGUAUAUCUCACGAGACCGCUUAUCAGCGUCUCAACGCAUUUCCAAUGUCCGCGAGGUUGUGGAGUUAUUGAUACAGCGCCCUUUGUCCAUUAGUACCACGCCAGAUUUGACAGGUGCUUUACAAGGCUGCCCGAUGAUCGGGGGUUACGCAAAUAAGUUCACGGCACACGUCUUACAGGAGUGCAUUACCGCCGACCUUGCUGUGGAAUGGGGUGGAUUGGUCAACAUGUGCAAAGACUGUCUUCCAGAAAAUUCCUGCGACCUGAUGUUCCAUCUGGGGGUGGUAGCGUUCAGGAAUCGCAUUGACAUGACAAUGAUCCGGGCUUUGGUCGCCUUUUUCCUAUUUGAGGAUCUCAAAAAUAUGGAGUACCCACAAUGCACAUGGUUUGAAAAAUUUGAGAUCAACGCAAAGCCCACAACUCGGGUUCUUUUGAACCUUACUACGCACUUCAGGACUCGCUUCGAAGAUGUAUGGCAAGCUAAGAACAAUGGGAAACAUGGAGGUCGUGAUAAGCGCCGCAGCGAAGUUGCCGAAGAAGACCACGAAGUGAAGUGCGCUGUGGAUCAUGAAAAGUUUGUUGACUUCCUCAUCGCCCAGUGGCCUUGCAAUAGGCCAAUGGCUGCCGGAUUCGAGACGACAUACCUAGAUGUUGAGAAGUCGAUCGAAGCAGUUGCUCCCGAUUGGUUGCGCUUACACAACAACAAGCUUUUUGCGGACCACUUGAGAAAUGUUCAAGCAAUACUUGAUCGCCAAUCUUUCGAUUACCAGAUGACCAUUGAGGUGCCUCCUUGUCAUCCGAGUGAAGUGUUCGGACCAAAGCGUCGACCUUACACAAUUCCCUCGCUUGGGAAGGAGCUUUUACGAAGACCUGGCCCAAAGCCCAAAGCCUCGGAGAACAUCGGAAAUCACAUCAAGUCUCUUUCCCAGAAAUGGUGGGCUGCCUUUUGUCAGCCAUCGAACGUUGAGAUAUACCAAGAGGAUAUACCAGAAACGACCGAAUUGGAGAAAAUCAUAGAGAGACUCAUGCAAUCUGAGUGCCCUGUCCGGUACAACUAUGCUCGAGAUUUGGAAAAAAGCAUUGCUGCACUUAGGUCACCGGGUAGAAACAGAGAACAAAGGAUCAAAACACGACCACAUGCCGAUUUCAAGAUUAGAGUACCGAAUCUUAGAAACGAAAUUUCUUCGGCUCGGGCGUUGAUUUCUCAGAUGCACGGGAAAAUAUCUAGUCUACUCUCGUGUGACUAUCCGGGGGCGCCAUGGCUGCAGGAGGGCCAUCUUUGGCCUUGUCUAUCACCCUUGGCUCUACUUGAACACCUCCGGUCAACAUCGCACUGUGAGGUGGAUCCUAACGUGAAAGCGACCCUCAUUCUAUAUGGAUUAGCAAUUACGAAACUACAGCAGCUGCUUCGGAUACAAGAGGCCUUGACGAAAAAGGACUGGGCUAAAAUGUGGCAAGAGUAUAGCAAUGUCGGUCAUACGAACUGGCAGCCUGUCCAGAACCCCGACUGGCUUUUGCUGGAGCUGGAUUCGAAUAUUCAGAUACGUGAGGAUCAAGUCGUUGUUGCCCGAGAGAUGGUGUCCCCAAGCUCGCAUCGCUGCUAUCGCAAACUGCGCAAAUUCUGCAGUCUCGCCUUGGGGGCCUUGUAG
This is a messenger RNA of Aspergillus melleus, 6225 nucleotides long. RefSeq lists its product as uncharacterized. NCBI's taxonomy places the organism in Eukaryota, Fungi, Ascomycota, Eurotiomycetes, Eurotiales, Aspergillaceae. The transcript has 3 exons. Bases 1 to 6225 code for a protein of 2074 amino acids. The record is from RefSeq and is a predicted model, not a curated record.